GAAAGAGUAAGAGAAAAAUAAAGAGUGAGAGGGAGACACAGAGGGAUAGAAAGACAGCGAGCUGUGGAGCAGUAGCUCACCUGAGUGUACUGAGUGCAGGUGAGGGAGGAGCAGAACAGGUGUGUGUAUAAAGUGUGUGAAUGUGGUUCUGCUCUCAGACCGACACUCUGACACUUCAUGAUGAGAGCCCUGCUCUGUCUGUGGAUCACUGGAUCUGUUCUCUCACUGCACCGCACAGAGGAGGUGCAUCCUCAGCUGAAUGAAUAUGAAGUGGUCCGUCCAGUACGGCUUCACAUGCACCAGCGGAGACACACACAGUCCUCACACACAGACACAUUCUCGUAUAGAGUGGAGCUGAAGCAGAAGAACAUUGACCUUCAUUUGAGGAGAACCAGAGAACUGAUCAGCCCAAACUACACUGAGACUCAUUAUACACCCAAUGGGACCAGAGUGACCACUAGCCUUCAGGAUCAGGGAGAUCAUCAGUGCUAUUAUCACGGCUCAGUUGGAGAUGACCAGCAGUCCAUAGCCAGCAUAAGCACAUGUGAAGGUCUCAGAGGGUUUUUCAGAGCGGGAGGUCAGGACUACAUGAUUGAGCCUCUGACGGGCAGCGAAACUGGAGAACAUGCAGUGUUUAAGGCUGAAUUCUUCAGAAGCAGCGGCUUCUCCUGUGGAGUCACCAACCAAACCCUGGACUCUGCACUGCCCAGAUUCAACGUCAGAGUGCCGCAUCGAUCUGUGUUUGCUGAGCAAGAUUCACAAACACAAACUGUUCUGGAUGAACAGAAGUACAUUGAGAUGUUUCUGGUCGUGGACAACAGUGAGUUUCGGAAGUUAGGGAGCGACGUGACCAAAGUGAGGAAGAGGAUGUUUCAGAUCAUCAACUUCGUUAACAUGGUGAGUUGUUUUGGUAGUCUGCUUUACAUUAGCACAAAGCUGCUUUAUGAUAAACAGUGUUUCCUCAGGUUUACCUUUCCCUUACACACAUUCAUCGCUCUGGUGGGGUUGGAGGUGUGGUCAGACGGAGAUAAGAUAAACAUCACUUCCUCUGCAGCCAGAACUCUGUCUGCGUUUACACAAUGGAGGACAAACGAACUGAACACCAUUAAGGAAAACGACAAUGCUCAGCUCAUCACAGCGAUAAACUUUGGCUCUAUAGUGGGCCUGGCAAACGUGGGAAGCCUGUGCACCAUGGACUCCACCACUUUAGUUCGAGAUUUCUCGUCCAAUGCCCUGGAGACGGGAGCCGUGUUAGCACAUGAACUUGGACACAACCUGGGCAUGCUUCAUGAUACAUCAUCCUGCUCCUGUGUUGAGGCUCACUGCAUCAUGGCUCCAGUACUCAGUAACCCCCCUCCUGAGCACUUCAGUAACUGCAGUGUGGCGGAGUAUGUGCAGUUCCUACAGUCGUCUCCUGCUCUGCAUUGUUUGCUGAAUGAACCUGCUAACGGCUCCAUCAUCUCCCCACCCAUCUGUGGAAACGGCUUCCAGGAGGAGGGAGAGGAUUGUGACUGUGGCCCCGUGGAGGAUUGUACAGACCCAUGCUGCCACGCUGCCACCUGCACCUUUACCCAGGGAUCACAGUGCUCCUCCGGAGACUGCUGCAACAACUGCAAGUUCCUGCCUCUGGCCACCAUGUGUCGGAACAUUCAAAGUGAGUGUGACCUGCCUGAGUACUGCAGCGGGACGAACGCAGACUGUCCAGAAGACACAUACCGAGUGAACGGCCUUCCCUGCAGAAACAACAGUGGCUACUGCUAUGACGGCCAAUGUCCACUCAAACUGGACCAGUGCAUCAGCAUGUGGGGAGACACUGCUGAAGUGGCCCCGGAGUCCUGCUACGAUCUGAACACAAGAGGCACGCAUUACGCGUACUGCAGACGCCCGUAUCCACAAGACUAUAUAGCGUGUCCAGAGAACUGUACUGACAGCCACAGACUGCAUGCUGUCCCAGAAAAGCCCAGAGACACUUAA
Molecule: messenger RNA, 1974 nt
Organism: Colossoma macropomum (tambaqui)
Lineage: Eukaryota; Metazoa; Chordata; Actinopteri; Characiformes; Serrasalmidae
Product: zinc metalloproteinase-disintegrin-like batroxstatin-3
Exons: 16
Coding region: 178-1974 (598 amino acids)
Biological process (GO): proteolysis
Cellular component (GO): plasma membrane
Molecular function (GO): metalloendopeptidase activity
Source: RefSeq, a predicted model, not a curated record